Messenger RNA from Debaryomyces tyrocola, 1245 nucleotides. The record is from the annotation of a GenBank genome assembly. Lineage: Eukaryota; Fungi; Ascomycota; Pichiomycetes; Serinales; Debaryomycetaceae.
AUGGCGAAUACGAAAAUUGCCAACAUAUCUAGCAAUUUUACUAACAUAUUGGUAAUAGGUGGAUCUUAUGCUGCUAUAUCAUUUAUUGAUAAUUUUAUUACAAUGAUUCAAGGUGAGAAUGCCUUACCAUUACAAACGAAUGGAAGAAAAUUCUCUAUUACAAUGAUUGAGCCCAAAUCAGGAUUUUUAAAUGUCAUUGGAAUGCCUCGCGCAAUCCUUGAUAUAGAGUUUGCAAAGUCUCAAUACAUUGCAUUUAAUAAGCUUAAAGGCAUUGAAUUCGAUAAUAUGUUCGAAUCUGAAAAUGUGACAAAAAGAGCAACGACAAACAGCAAAAUAGGCCUUGAAUUAAAUUAUAUUCAGGGGAAAGUCACGAAAUUGGACUCAAAAAGUGCUGAGUACGAAAUGGAAAUGGUGCCGCAGGCUACUUCUCUUCAAUUUAAUUACGUAGUGUUGGCAUCAGGCAGAAAUAGAUCUCCUCCAAUAUCUCCCGAGUCUUUAGAUGAGAAUUCAUUUAUAAAUGAAGCAAGCGACUUCAAAAGGAAAGUGGAAAUAUCUGACAAAAUAUCAAUUAUUGGAGCUGGUGCAGUAGGAAUUGAGGUUGCAGCUGAAAUAAAACAUUAUCAUCCUGAAAAGACAGUUAAUUUAAUUCAUCCAUAUUUACUGUUUCCACCUGAACCCCUUUCUUCUAAAUUUAAGGAAUCAGCUCAUGCAUCUUUAAAAGAUGCCGGUGUAAACAUUGUUCUUGAAACCAGGAUUGAUAAAGAAUUAGCUAAUGGUAAUUUAGAAACUGAUGAUGGCAAAACUAUUGAAUCGCAAUUUAAUUAUUGGACUAGCGGCAAAAAGAACAAUAUUAGUAUGCUCGCUAAGAAUAUGCAAGAUAAAUAUGUCUCUAAGAGUGGAAAUUUGUUAACCAACGAAUAUCUACAACUAUGCAAUUCUAAAGAUAUAAUUAAGAACAUCUUCUGCAUUGGAGAUAUAGUUGAAUUGCCUGUUAUUAAAACUGCGGGAUGGGCAAACCAAAUGGGUAUAAUAUGUGCAGCGAACAUUUCUAGUUUAUUGAACAAUAAACAAGCCGAGAAGACUCUACCAAAAGAUAAGCUUGAAACUCAGAAUAUGGUACUUUUAUCAGGUAACCGUGACCUUAUAAGUGAAGUGGAUGGUCAAGUCGAAAUAAAUAAAGAUCGUUUCGUUGAAGAGUACAAAGAUUACUGCUUGAGUAAAGUAAAGAGGAAGUUACAUGUUUAA